UAAAUAAGCAAAAACCCUAGCCACAUUUUGUUUCCUCGUCUCCUCUCACUCGUUCAACCGGCGCCGCUCGUCUUCAAGGUUUGAGAGAAAAUGAGUCGCGGAGCUGCAGCCGUUGCCAAGGGAAAGAAGAAGGGAGUGUCCUUCUCCAUUGACUGCUCGAAGCCUGUCGAUGACAAGAUCAUGGAGAUUGCUUCCCUCGAGAAGUUCCUUCAGGAGAGGAUCAAAGUCGGUGGCAAAGCCGGUGCCCUUGGUGAUUCCGUCACAAUCACACGUGAGAAGAACAAGAUCACUGUUACCUCCGAAGGCCAAUUCUCCAAGAGGUAUUUGAAGUACUUGACGAAGAAGUACUUGAAGAAGCACAAUGUGAGGGAUUGGCUUAGAGUGAUUGCGGCUAACAAGGACCGUAACCUCUAUGAGUUGAGGUACUUCAACAUCGCUGAGAACGAGGGCGAGGAGGAAGACUAGAAGAGCGCUCUACUCUUGUUUUUGCCUGUUUCUUCUGUUGUUUUGGUUUCUGCUUUUUGCUGCUAUCAAUACAAUUUAUCUUGGUUCUUUUUUUGUGAGAGAUCUUAUCUAGUUUUGGUUGAAGUUAAUUAUCGUUUCAGACUCUUGUUUAAGAGAAGAAUAUCUUGGUAAUUA
Molecule: messenger RNA, 639 nt
Organism: Brassica oleracea var. oleracea
Lineage: Eukaryota; Viridiplantae; Streptophyta; Magnoliopsida; Brassicales; Brassicaceae
Product: 60S ribosomal protein L22-2
Exons: 3
Coding region: 91-465 (124 amino acids)
Biological process (GO): cytoplasmic translation
Cellular component (GO): ribosome
Molecular function (GO): structural constituent of ribosome; RNA binding
Source: RefSeq, a predicted model, not a curated record